Molecule: messenger RNA, 1584 nt
Organism: Lepisosteus oculatus (spotted gar)
Lineage: Eukaryota; Metazoa; Chordata; Actinopteri; Semionotiformes; Lepisosteidae
Source: RefSeq, a predicted model, not a curated record
ACAUUGUGACAGAGUACAUGGGCAUCAGAAAUGAAAGUUUCAUGAAAUUAGCAGCAGUAGGAACCUGGAUGGGAGAUUUUGUGACUGCCUGGAUGGUGACUGACAUGAUGCUUCAAGAUGAGCCCUACCCAGACUGGGGAAAAACUGCCAGAAGAUUUUGGAAAAAAGGAAAUCACCGUAUUGUCCUCUUCUGGACUGUGCUGAUUUCUCUGACAUCUGUAGUGGUUGUAGUCAUCAGCACGGACUGGAUCAGUUGGGACAACUUGAAUCGAGGAUUUCUGCCAAGUGAUGAAGUCUCCAGAGCUUUUCUGGCAUCUUUCAUCCUGGUGUUUGACCUCCUGAUUGUAAUGCAGGAUUGGGAAUUUCCUCAUUUCAUGGGUGAUUUAGAUAUGAAUCUGCCUGGAAUGUCUACUACUCAAGUAAAAUUAAAGCUGCCUGUCUGCAAAAGUAUAUUCAAGGAAGAGUAUCACAUACACAUCACAGGUAAAUGGUUUAACUAUGGAAUAAUUUGUCUGGUGCUGAUUUUGGAUUUAAACAUGUGGAAAAAUCAAAUUUUUUACAAGCCAUAUGAAUACGGGCAAUAUGUUGGCCCGGGGGAGAAGAUCUACACAGUUGAGGACCCUGACACCUUGAGUGAGUUUAACAAGAGUACUCUGACGUGGGAGUGGAGAUCUACUCACAUUGAUCCCACAUACAAUGAGACUUACAGUCGUGGAGACAUGUUUUUGCACAGCAGGUACGUGGGAGCCAGUCUGGAUGUUAAGUGUCUUGCUUUUAUUCCCAGCCUGGCUGCGUUUUUUCUCCUUGGAUUUUUCAUCUGGCUUUUUGGACGCUUUCAGGACUCUGAGCAGGGCCCAAAAAACAAAGACAAGACUUAUGAAAGGAUAAAAAAGAAAUCCCCAUCAGAGUACAGCAAGGACAUGGGUGUUACUCCAGAAGAGCCCCAUGUUUCAAUGAAUGAAGCUUUGAAAAGCAACACUCCAAUGCUGCUCUCUGUAGAUGCCCCUAAUGUUCAAUCUAAUGGUUCUGCCUCCUAUUCAUCAACUGAAACUCAGGAGAUUCAUCCUAACAUUGUUAUCGACAGUUUGGCACCAACAGAGUCAGCAGUCUCCAUUGAUGUCUAUAAACCUUCACCUUGCCAGGAAGGACAAACAGCUUUGAAUUAAAAUUCAAACUCAGAGCCUGCUAUAUCACAAUCAAUCUCUUAUUAUUUACCUUUUUUUCCUUCACAUUUCCUUCACAUUUUUUUGUCAGACAUAUGUCCAUUCAGAAUAACCAAACCUUGAUUCUGGAGUUGAUUAAAAAAAACUACUACAUCUAUUACUUUAUAUAGAUUCCUGUCAUUUGUGGCACAAAACAGAAAAUUGAACUCUUAUGUAAAACAAUUUAACUUGAGGGACUGCUCAUUUCUGAUAUUGUUAUCCUACAUGUGCACUAAGUUUUGUCUUUGUAUUGUUGGUGCUUAACGUUUAUUUAGUUUAUCAGGACAUGAUUUCUGAUCACAAAACUACAAUAUACUGUAUAGUGAUGCCUCUGUGGAAAUAAUUAUUUUUAAGGAACAGGAGAAGAAAGGAAACACAACAU